Messenger RNA from Corythoichthys intestinalis (scribbled pipefish), 1068 nucleotides. It is a transcript of the gene psma3, whose product is annotated as proteasome 20S subunit alpha 3. Gene Ontology annotation, biological process: ubiquitin-dependent protein catabolic process; proteasomal protein catabolic process. The transcript has 11 exons. Bases 237 to 1004 code for a protein of 255 amino acids. Gene Ontology annotation, cellular component: proteasome core complex; proteasome core complex, alpha-subunit complex; nucleus. The record is from RefSeq and is a predicted model, not a curated record. Lineage: Eukaryota; Metazoa; Chordata; Actinopteri; Syngnathiformes; Syngnathidae.
GAAAACUUUUGGUCUUGAACUUCCGUGUAUGCUAUAUUGUAUUUCUAUGUUUUUAACAAUAGCUAUUCACUCAAAUCAUCCAAAUCUUAAACGUAAUAUCCUACGUAAGAGGCCAUUAUUGUGAAAGGUUGGUCGGAUGCAUUUACGUGAUUACUGCAGGUUUGAUAAUAGAGCCAAACGGAGUUUCGUUUCUGUAGCUUUUGCACUUUCACGCUGGACCAACAGUUGGUGUCAAAAUGAGCUCCAUCGGUACCGGGUACGACCUGUCGGCAUCCACCUUCUCUCCUGACGGGCGAGUUUUCCAGGUGGAGUAUGCCAUCAAGGCUGUGGAGAACAGCAGCACAGCCAUCGGGAUCCGCUGUAAAGACGGCGUUGUGUUUGGAGUGGAGAAGUUGGUGUUGUCCAAACUAUAUGAGGAAGGCUCAAACAAACGCAUCUUCAACAUUGACAGACACGUUGGCAUGGCCGUGGCGGGCCUCCUGGCGGACGCGCGCUCACUAGCUGAGGUUGCCCGUGACGAAGCCUCCAACUUCCGCUCCAACUACGGCCACGACAUCCCUCUUAAGCACUUGUCUGAACGCGUGGCCAUGUACGUGCACGCCUACACACUCUACAGCGCCGUGCGGCCGUUUGGCUGCAGCUUCAUCUUGGGCUCUCAUGACAAAGACGACGGACCGCAGCUCUACAUGGUGGACCCCUCGGGCGUCUCAUACGGUUAUUGGGGGUGUGCGAUCGGAAAAGCCAAACAAGCCGCCAAGACAGAAAUUGAAAAACUGCAGAUGAAGGACAUGACGUGCAGGGAGCUGGUCAAAGAGGUUGCCAAAAUCAUCUACAUCAUUCACGAUGAGGUGAAGGACAAAGCCUUCGAAUUGGAGCUCAGCUGGGUCGGAGAAAUCACGAACGGAAGACACGUGCUCGUCCCUAAGGACGUCAGGGAGGAGGCGGAAAAAUACGCCAAGGACUCGCUAGAAGAUGAAGAUGACUCGGACGAAGACAACAUGUGAACCUGCUGCUGACAUUUUCUUGUUUUUCAUGUUUUAUAGUUAAAAAUAAACUAAGUUGUUUCCA